AUGGAGGGAACAUCAGUGAAGCCGGGCAAAACGAAGAGAGGCCCACAGGAGCGGACGGCUAUGCUGCAUCUCGCUCACUUAUCAGAGAUGACGGACUCGGUGAAACCUUGCAUGGAACGAGUUAAAUUCUUUGGAACUAGCCUUCUUGGUAUUCUCGAUGAAGCUGCAUUGGAUUGGAGAGUCUCACUUGUAAACGGAGAAAGUGCAGUCAAAGUGACUAGGGAAUGUGCAGACUAG
This is a messenger RNA of Rodentolepis nana, 237 nucleotides long. Lineage: Eukaryota; Metazoa; Platyhelminthes; Cestoda; Cyclophyllidea; Hymenolepididae. The record is from the annotation of a GenBank genome assembly.